Messenger RNA from Ectocarpus siliculosus, 2688 nucleotides. Lineage: Eukaryota; Phaeophyceae; Ectocarpales; Ectocarpaceae. The record is from the annotation of a GenBank genome assembly.
AUGAAUGAAAGAAGGCAGAGGCGGCAGGCGACCCUUCAAAGCCAAGACGUGGAAAAUUCAACAAACUCGCGGCGACCUUCGCCAAAGUACUCCAAGACAGGUUCAGGGGCGUUCUCGACGCCAGUGGUUCGCCUUUCCAAGUGGCCCAAGAACGUUUUCUUCGCGAGCGACUUCAUCGCCGACAAGGCGGCAGCUGCCGCAUGUCGCAAGCGUAGCACGGGUAAGUCGUCACGCGGGGGGGCCGCACCUAGGUGCCGACGGAAUGCCGGCGAAGGCAAAACGAUGGGGCGUGGUUCGCGGGCCAUGGGGGAGGAAGCACCCGUGACUCGGAUGAAGGAAAACAGCAGUACCACCGUAUUCCGUACCUCCGGUGGUGGGGGGGCGUUUCAACAGCACAGCGUACGAAGCUCCGUGGACGGCGAAGCAAGGAGGGAUGCCAGUGUUGCUGGUGACGAAGAAGCCUUCUUUCUCGAAGAGUCUGCCUCUGCGCUCUUGCUCUUGCACUCACGUUUCUUCGGCGGAGCGAGGCACGAGGAAGACGUCGUGUGUAGCCUGUGCACGCUGUGCAGAGAGGCCGGGUGGAUGGGAAAUCCUUUGGGGGUAUGUCCUGGCCUGGACCCUCUUGCUGUGGAAGAAAUCGUGAUGGAACGGUUGAGAAGAAACCACCACACCGACGUGGCGUGGAAACGCCAUAGCAACAACAGCGGGGGAAGCAGUAGACCUGCAAAACACUACACGGAUGACGGCUUCUCGUUCGAAGAUUUCUAUCAAACUCUGGCCGAUGUGGCCGGUCUGGUGUACCCACGAGAGGCUCAAGAAGAGCGAAGACGCGCUAAGCCGGGCAGGGCGAUGUACAGGCUGCUCACGGAAGGUGUACUUCCUCUGGCCGAAGACAACCAACCACGCCACUGGUCGCCAAGAUCCGAGAUGCUCUUUGGCCGCCCUGCCCUGGCAGCCCUGCGCAUGCAACGAGACACGCUACACGAGCUCUACUGCAUCUACAACAAGGAUACAAGAGCAAGGGACGGAGCCAGCGGGUUGAACCGUAACCAAUUCCUCAAGAUGCUGACGGAUUUAGGCGUCUCCCCGGUGUCUGUCACCGAACAACACGCGGCGUCGGUCUUCGACGACAUCAUUCGCAACGGUCUACCGGUCACCGGACCGUCGAGUGACGGAAGACAUUCUUGGGGGGAAGGAGCUAUCCACGAGGCCAGUGACCGCGGGGACUAUUGCUUGAUGGGGGGCGAAAGAAACAAUGGGGUGUCCUCUUCGUCGAGGAAGCCUGGGGGUGGUCGAUUGUGCUGGAGUUUGUUUCUGGAAGCGAUGGCGGCGCUGGCCGUGGGGGCAGUCAAGAACGGACAAAGCGUAUCGCCCAGGAGGCGCCGGAACGGUCCGGCUUCACGGCCCGUGCUUGCUCGCCCAGAGGAGGAGGAGUUCAGGGCUUCGGCAGAAACAUCAGGAGGAGUUCGUGGAAGAUCACCGGUGUCUUCGGGAUCAAUUUGGGAAAGAUCGCCGACGACCUCGGCGGCAGGCGCUAUUCUUCAAGUCGUAGCUGCUGACGGGCGAGAAGAAGUGGUGGCCGGCAGCGGGCAGUCCGAUGCCGGACCAGGGAGGCGAACAUCUUCCGCGACGUCAUCCGUGGUGUCUGCCGGGCCCAAGGCCAAAGGCGGCGCGAGCUCGAGCGAAGAGGCUUCAGGCGACUCACGAAGCCGACUAAGUGUGAUCGCAACCGCCGACAGCGCCAAGGGAAGCUGCGACAAGCUAGCCGACGUCCAGGCGGCCACGGUGAACGUUAACGUUCCGUCUCCGAACAAGCUGGUCAACACCAAGGACGUUGCUGCGCUGUCGCCGGCGCCUUGCCACGGUGGCUCGCCCUCUCUUGAGGUAUCGGCCGCCUCGGGGGGGUGCAGUGCACCGACCUGCCGUGUUGCUGCGGACCUGGGUCUACCAUCACCCGAUGUGGAACAGGGAGGGGGCACCGCUGAUGUGAUCCUUCGCCCAGACCCGGGAAAACAUUCAGCUCACCAUGUUGCUCCUCGAGGAAGGUUGUGUGCGGGUGUGGGCGGCGCUGAAGGCUCGUACUGCAGUGCGGCUAGAAUCGAAAGUACGGUAGGUCGGGGUGGCGGCGAAAAUAGCAAGGCGCUACAACGAGGAAUUGACACACACGAUGAUCGGUUGAAGAGCGUGGGUCGGGCAGCCCGUGCGGACCACAUCACGAUGGACUUCGAGGCGGCCGGCUGCUCCGUCGGGCUAUUCGAGGAACUGCUCGAGCCAAGGGUUGUCGCCACCUACUCGAGGCACCAAAAAGAGCUAUUGGUAUUGUUCCAGCGGUAUAGAACCCGCUUCGGUGGCGAACAAAGCAGGCUGCCGUUGUCCUGCGGCGAAGAAACAUCCGGAUGUGUCAAUGAACCGGGGAUAUGGCGGUUUGUCAGCGACUUCCCGGUGCUCAGGCGAUGGGUGCAAGGGGACAAUAUCCUACUCCUGAUUGUACGAGCCUCGCUUCAACGUGGGCGGCAGCGUUGCGGCAAGGAACAUGCAGGAAAUGCUGUCGGACUGAGCUACUUCGGCUUCCUCGAGGUGUUGACCAGGAUGGCAUAUGCUAUUGGCGGCCAGCAACCGCUGCACGAUAAGCUCCUGGAUUUGAUCCACGCCCUCAGAAGCGAGGACCCAGAAGGCAUAUUGACCUAG